AAAAUCAUGACUUACUAUAUUUUAUUGAUAUGGAAACAUUGUAAAUAUUUUGCGUGAAUGAAUGACACAUAUUCUUGACGGAAUCUGAAACUCAAAAUAAAAUUUAAUAAUGGUGGACCGUUUGGUAAAUAGUGAGGCAAAUGCAAGAAGAAUUGCUAUGGUGGAAAACUGCUUCGGCAGUUCGGGACAGCCCUUGGCAGAACAGGGCAGAGUUCUUGUGGGUGAGGGUGUCUUAACCAAAAUGUGCAGGAAGAAACCAAAAGCUCGUCAGUUCUUCCUCUUUAAUGACAUCCUGGUCUACGGAAACAUUGUCAUAAACAAAAAGAAAUGUAACAAGCAACAUGUCAUUCCACUAGAAGAAGUGAAGCUGGAGGCUUUAAAGGAUGAUGGACAAUAUCGCAACGGCUGGCUUAUCCGCACGGCGUCCAAGUCGUUCGCGGUGUACGCGGCCACGGCCACCGAGAAGGAGGAGUGGAUGGCACACAUAGAGAAAUGCAUAGAAGACUUGCUCAGGAAAAGCGGAAAACAGCCACCAUCGGAGCACGCCGCAGUAUGGGUGCCCGACAACGAGGCGUCCAAUUGUAUGCACUGCAAGAAGACACAGUUCACUGUCCUCAACAGGAGACACCAUUGCCGCAAAUGUGGGUCGGUGGUGUGCGGACCGUGCUCGUCGAAGCGCUACGUGCUGCGCGGGCAGAGCGACAAGCCGCUGCGCGUGUGCCUGCAGUGCUACGACGAGCUCACCCGCGAGCGCGCGCGCCCCGCGCAGCCCGACCAGCCCGCCAGCACGCCCGGUCAGUAUACAAGCCGCUGCGCGUGUGCCUGCAGUGCUACGACGAGCUCACCCGCGAGCGCGCGCGCCCCGCGCAGCCCGACCAGCCCGCCAGCACGCCCGGUCAGUAUACAAGCCGCUGCGCGUGUGCCUGCAGUGCUACGACGAGCUCACCCGCGAGCGCGCGCGCCCCGCGCAGCCCGACCAGCCCGCCAGCACGCCCGGUCAGUAUACAAGCCGCUGCGCGUGUGCCUGCAGUGCUACGACGAGCUCACCCGCGAGCGCGCGCGCCCCGCGCAGCCCGACCAGCCCGCCAGCACGCCCGGUCAGUAUACAAGCCGCUGCGCGUGUGCCUGCAGUGCUACGACGAGCUCACCCGCGAGCGCGCGCGCCCCGCGCAGCCCGACCAGCCCGCCAGCACGCCCGGUCAGUAUACAAGCCGCUGCGCGUGUGCCUGCAGUGCUACGACGAGCUCACCCGCGAGCGCGCGCGCCCCGCGCAGCCCGACCAGCCCGCCAGCACGCCCGGUCAGUAUACAAGCCGCUGCGCGUGUGCCUGCAGUGCUACGACGAGCUCACCCGCGAGCGCGCGCGCCCCGCGCAGCCCGACCAGCCCGCCAGCACGCCCGGUCAGUAUACAAGCCGCUGCGCGUGUGCCUGCAGUGCUACGACGAGCUCACCCGCGAGCGCGCGCGCCCCGCGCAGCCCGACCAGCCCGCCAGCACGCCCGGUCAGUAUACAAGCCGCUGCGCGUGUGCCUGCAGUGCUACGACGAGCUCACCCGCGAGCGCGCGCGCCCCGCGCAGCCCGACCAGCCCGCCAGCACGCCCGGUCAGUAUACAAGCCGCUGCGCGUGUGCCUGCAGUGCUACGACGAGCUCACCCGCGAGCGCGCGCGCCCCGCGCAGCCCGACCAGCCCGCCAGCACGCCCGGUCAGUAUACAAGCCGCUGCGCGUGUGCCUGCAGUGCUACGACGAGCUCACCCGCGAGCGCGCGCGCCCCGCGCAGCCCGACCAGCCCGCCAGCACGCCCGGUCAGUAUACAAGCCGCUGCGCGUGUGCCUGCAGUGCUACGACGAGCUCACCCGCGAGCGCGCGCGCCCCGCGCAGCCCGACCAGCCCGCCAGCACGCCCGGUCAGUAUACAAGCCGCUGCGCGUGUGCCUGCAGUGCUACGACGAGCUCACCCGCGAGCGCGCGCGCCCCGCGCAGCCCGACCAGCCCGCCAGCACGCCCGGUCAGUAUACAAGCCGCUGCGCGUGUGCCUGCAGUGCUACGACGAGCUCACCCGCGAGCGCGCGCGCCCCGCGCAGCCCGACCAGCCCGCCAGCACGCCCGGUCAGUAUACAAGCCGCUGCGCGUGUGCCUGCAGUGCUACGACGAGCUCACCCGCGAGCGCGCGCGCCCCGCGCAGCCCGACCAGCCCGCCAGCACGCCCGGUCAGUAUACAAGCCGCUGCGCGUGUGCCUGCAGUGCUACGACGAGCUCACCCGCGAGCGCGCGCGCCCCGCGCAGCCCGACCAGCCCGCCAGCACGCCCGUGAAACCGUCGUCGGACACCGCCGGCUCGGGCGGCGACUCGUCGGCCGACGACGACAGCGACGACGACGACGACCGCGCCGACGAGAAGCAUGAUGAGGGAUUUACAAGUUAUAAUGGUGUCAAAAAUGGAUUUGGAAGUAAAGUCACAACAGUAUAGUACAAAUUCAGAUUGACCAAAAUUCUAUGGUGAUGGUGAUAAGACUGAAGAGACCAACAACCAUUCGUCCAAGGAUUCCGCCAAGUGAACAGAUGUUAGAGUUAGCUCCUAACAUAUCUUACCAAAAUCUUUAACGGCCCUUAUAAACAUGUAAGUGAUUGUUGAUCUUAAAAUCAAGGUAAAAUUUAUAAUAGUUAUAAAUAUACCUAGAUAUUUUGGUAGCACGAACGUUGACGUCUAAGUGUUUGACAAAAUAAAAACAUCGACAGUCCUGUUAUCGAUAAGUGCCACUUCAACGUGAUAGAGGUAAUACAAAGAAAAAUAUAGGGUAAUAGGGUGCGUUAAAAAUAGAUAAUAGUAACAAAACUAUAAAUUUAUUUAUAUUUUACAUACUUUAGAAAACAAAUUGAAACCCUUUUGUAACUUUCUUUCUUCUUGUCACUGAAUUAAUUCUCCCAUAAGUCACUCCAUGAUAAAUACACACCCAAAUUGUCUUUCAAAUUGACGCAGAAUGAUACAACAUGUACUAUAUUAAGCCCAUUUUUGAUCCCAUAGCAAAUCUGUGUCUGUGUCUCUGUAUAUGGCUACAGUGUAGGUGUAUCUUAGUUUUUUAUUAUUAACAGUAUCGCACUGAUGUAUUAAUAACCCUCUUUCUCUUUUACUUAAAUAUGUAUACUUCGUUGAAGUAGUAAGUAUGUACUUAUCGAUAACAAGAUUGUCGAUAUUUUUAUUGUGGUAAGCACUAAGCAAAUUCUGUUCCUGCCAGAAAAAUAUCUACGUAUAGUUAUAAACUAUUUUUCAAUUACUAAUGCGACCAUCUUGAAGGAAUAUAUGUGUUUUAAAGUUUUGGUGAGAUAGAAGGUUAAGUAAUCUAAUUAUUGACGCCCGAAGACCCUGUCAUUGACACCAGUAGAUUAUAUAGUCUUUAACUAUUGAUUUAGGGCGCCUAUAAUAGGAUUGUUUAACCUAAAAGAGCAAAAGUAAAAUAUUUACAAGCCUUAUGAACAGGAUUAAGCAAAACUUGUUUUCUUUUAUUUAUUUGAUAAUUUUUUUAUCUGGUGGAAUUUGUUGAUGGAAUAAAUCCAUAUAUUUUUUUAUGUAACCACAUUUCCUAAUUUUACUCAUUUUAUUUCUUAUACCACAAUGUGUGUACAAAAUUUAACAAAGAAUAUUCAGUGUAAAAUCAUGAGACGAAUUCUAUCAAAUGUUGUCACAGCAACAAGUAACGUAAAUGGCAAAUUCAAUAUUGCAUUACUACGAUAACAUUGUUAUAGUACUGAAACCAAUAUAUUGAUAAUGAUACUUCAAGUUUUAGUUCAUGUGUGUUUUUUGUACUCUAAUAACAUACGUUUUGAUCCAAUAAUCAUUCGAGUACAAUUUGGAACACUUAACAUACCAUAACAAUAAAUUCCAGUCAAACGUGUAUAAUCUUUAAGAGUAUUUAUUAUUGUUUGCGACACAAAGGCCGUUGGGCAAACGCAUUCUCAUGAAUAGGGAGUAUUACUGCAUUGUUCUGCUACCAGAGAGAAGCACUAGCACUACUAUGCCUUAAACAGUUUUUCGAGAAGUUUUCACUAUGCCAUUGAUGCAUCAAGAGGCGGUUUGUUUACAGCGAAACGCAAAAAUCAAAAUUUCGUUAUCUGCCUCUUAACCGCUCCAAUAUGCAAGAGUAUUAGAGAGGCAGAUAACGAAAUUUCGAUUUUCGUGUUUCGCGGUAGGCCCUCAGUAUUUGCUAGAGGCUCCCCCUACGCAUAGGUUUGUGUAAUAUCCCCUAUCUUUAAAUUUGUCUCAUAACAACUGACGAUCUUUGGAAGGUCGCAUUCAAAUGUACUACUUAUCCAAGUGUUUUUAACUUUAUAUCGAUUUUUAAACCGAGACUAGAUUAGAGCAUAAAACAUCAUUUUCAGUAGAAAAUGCACGUUUUAAAUCUAAAGCAAUGUAGUUAGACAAAUAUUAAACUUACCUUACUUCUUUCUGACUGUAAAUCGUUUUUAAUACGAGGUCCAAGUAAAUUUCUUAAUUACUUCAAAUUUGUACUUUUUACACUUUACUGUAACCUUUUAUUAAAUGAGAAUGUAAAUAUUUGGAGUUAUUAGUAUCGGUUUUGCUUCCAGCUUUAAUAUCGCUCAAACGAACCGAGACGGCAGGUUUUAUUUAAUUCUAAUUUAUUUAACAAACAAUACCUUAACAUGGUACUAACAGAAGUUUACAAUAAUCCUUAGAUUAAGUUACAAUGUUAUGUCGAUCAUUACAUAUUUAAUAUUCUACAUGAGUUAGCAUAUUUUAUUAUAAACUUUAUGAUAGUUUAUAUUUUGCUAUUUUUAUUGUUAAUUAUUGCGGAUUGGUUUAAGAAUUAGACUUGAUUUGGAGAUUUAAUAGGUAUGAUAUUUACAGGGUUUAAACGUUACGCAGUUUCUAACUAUUAAAUUUGGAUAUUAUACUGGUUUGCUGCUAUUAGAAUAAUUGAAGAAAAAUUUAAAUUGGCUGUUUUUUAAAUCAAUCCGUAUAUUGUAAAGUUAUUGUCUAGAAUCGUAUGUAUAUCAGUUUUUUUUAGAAAUUAAGAGGUGCAUUGAGUAGCGUAAUUUGUUUCGUUCAGAAACACGAUAUGGAUAGUUUAUUUGCAAAACAAUACAAUAUUAAAAUUGGCCUUUGUAUCGUGGCCUAAGUGUUAGCUGUUUUCGUUUCGCGAAAUACUGAUAAGCAAAAUUAUUUUAAGAUAUUGUUUAAUUUUCAGUUGACAAAUAUACAAUAAUAUUUUUUAUAAAGUUA
Messenger RNA from Cydia pomonella (codling moth), 5236 nucleotides. It is a transcript of the gene rush, whose product is annotated as adenomatous polyposis coli protein 2-like. Gene Ontology annotation, molecular function: phosphatidylinositol binding; metal ion binding. Lineage: Eukaryota; Metazoa; Arthropoda; Insecta; Lepidoptera; Tortricidae. The record is from RefSeq and is a predicted model, not a curated record. The transcript has 9 exons. The coding region runs from base 110 to 2467 and encodes 785 amino acids. Gene Ontology annotation, cellular component: early endosome.